This is a messenger RNA of Empidonax traillii (willow flycatcher), 3000 nucleotides long. RefSeq names its product zinc finger FYVE-type containing 19 (gene ZFYVE19). Gene Ontology annotation, cellular component: cleavage furrow; midbody; centrosome. The record is from RefSeq and is a predicted model, not a curated record. NCBI's taxonomy places the organism in Eukaryota, Metazoa, Chordata, Aves, Passeriformes, Tyrannidae. Bases 161 to 1423 code for a protein of 420 amino acids. Gene Ontology annotation, biological process: abscission; mitotic cytokinesis checkpoint signaling. The transcript is spliced from 11 exons. Gene Ontology annotation, molecular function: metal ion binding; phosphatidylinositol-3-phosphate binding.
CGGGCGGGCGCUCUCCGCGUCUCCCCGUUAAUGCCAGCCCCGCUCGCCGCCGACCCUCGGGCCUGAGGCAGCCAAGGGACGGGGCGGGGGGGACCAUGGAGCUUGGCUCAGCGGGGGCGCAGCGCCGCGCCUGAGGCUGGGUCGCGCCUCCGGUAGCGCCAUGGACAGCCGGUGCUAUGGAUGCGCGUCCAAGUUUUCUGUCUUCAAGAAAGAGUGUGGCUGCAAGAACUGCGGACGGUCCUUCUGCUCGGCCUGCCGGAGCUUCACUGCUGUUGUUCCCCGCUGUGGAAACACGCAGCAAAAGGUGUGCAAGCAGUGUCACGAAAAACUAACUGGAGAGGGAUCUCAAAGCAGUUCAGCAAAAUGGUCACCACCAGAAAACUACAAAAAGCGUGUAGCAGCUUUUGAGGCUAAACAAAACCAGCUGAAAGAGCAACAGAAAGCAGCUGCAAAACCAUCAGGUCAAGCAGGCUCCAGAUACCAGGGGCUCUCAAAAGAGGAUAGAGCUAUUGCAGAGAGACUGGAGAGGCUCAGGGAAGAAAGGAAACCGAAGUCCAUCCCUACCCAGGCUGAGAUUGAAGCUAGGCUGGCUGCCCUGAAGGAGGAUGGCCGGGGACCUGUUCCAUCCACAAAGGAGAUGGAGGAUCGGUUGGCUGUCCUGCAGGGGAGAGAUCCUCCUUCCCAGGCUCGCCGACCUGUACACCAGCCUCCUGAUACCAGAAGUCUGGUCCAGCAGACAGAUGACCUGUUAACUCAACUGUCUGAGGAAGUUGCCAUUGAUGAGCAUUACAGACCAAGAGUUCAGCCUCAAGCUGUUAGUAGCCAAAGUUUGAAUGAUCUCAAUCGGGAAAGUGAAGAUUGUGUUUGCCCUGCAAAUCUGGACCCAAAACAGAUAGAAGAAGAGAAGAACAAACUUCUGGCAGAAGCUGCUGCUGAGCUGCAGGAAGAGAAUACUAGGCAGGAGAAGAUCUUACAGGUAGCCAAGAGACUGGCAGCACUCAAAGGCGAGGACCCAGAGAAAGUUACACUGGAAAACUAUAAACUUCCUGACAGUGAUGAGGAAGUGACUGAGGAGGAAGCCAUUCGCAGAGUGCUAAAACAGCUCACAGAGGAAGCAGCCCUGGAUGAAGCAAGUGGAUUCAACAUUCCUCCAGAUCAGACCACCCAACCAGGACCUUCACAACAGAACCUGUGUAAGAAAGCAAAGCAAAAGAGCCAGACUCCAACCACCACAGCUCUUGCCAGGGCAGAUAGUGAUGAGGAUGAGUUACCCUGGUGCUGUAUCUGCAACGAAGAUGCCACUUUGCGCUGCCAUGGCUGUGAUGGGGACCUCUACUGCCAGCGCUGUUUUCGGGAAGGCCAUGAUGAGUUUGACCUGAUGGACCACCACACCUCCCGCUAUCAUCUUCCUUGCAAGAAGUGAUCACGUUCUUCAUGGGCAGAAAAGGAGCUGGAGAAUGGGAAAACAGAGGAGCAGGCCAGAUGGGAGGAAGAAUCCAAGUGGAUUUGCAGCCAAAACGGGUGAUGUUUUGGACAGUUAAAGGAUGUGCUGUAAUCCGAGAGAGGCUUGGAGGGCGUAUGACUUUGUCCUCACAAAUACACCAGAGAAGUGCAGGGUUUGCUGUGCAUGCUUGGGAAUAAAUGAGGAGAUGGAUAUGAGUCGAUAAAUACAGAUGGUAAGGCAAUGUGGGUUGCAGUAAAGAUGAGUGUUUAAGGCAGUUACUGGCUGAUAAGUAACUUCCUGCUUUUGCUAACAGCUUACACACUGGUUCAACAGGCAGCAAAGCACUGAGAAAACUGUCUACUUUGUGAUCAUGUGUGUGAUGAGAACUUUCAAAUUGUAAUAAAAAUUAUUUACAGAGGCCUGUGGUUAAAGUCUCUCCUGGAAACGCCUGAUAGCCCUUUUACAAAUUGUUGCCUUCUUAUAAUGGUAUGUUAGUCCUUGAGCCAAGUGGCGUAGGGAAAGAAAUGAAGAAUCAGGAAGUCAUCAGAAGUGUUUCUGUGGUGUGUCUGGAAAAGGUGCAGGGGCGACUCUGCCUUGAUGGGCAGUGUUGCUCACUUGAAGGAUCCUUUUUAAAGGUAAUCUGCUACUGAUACAUAGUGUUGUGAUCUGCACUGGCUGUGCCAACGUCAUGUGGUCUGUAAGACCAACCUAUCAGUCUAGAAGAGUUCUGCAUUAGUCUGAAAAUAGGAUUUAGCUUUGUUAAUUAUUUGUUCCCCUGGUAGGAUAAUUAUGUUACCCAUGUUAUACUCUUUCUCUGGCUGUGAGAGAAGCUCAGUUGCAUAUGUUCAUAUCCCUUCCUGGAGACAAUCCAGAUGCAAGUGGCACUUGGCAGUGUCCAGAGCACCCAGAACUGCUCCAAAUACCCAACUAAACUUGCUGUAAACGUGCUUUAUUAUUCCAUCAGGAUGAGCCCUUUCCAGAGUAAUGUGAACUUCUGGGAGAGCUCUCUAAGGCUGACAAAUUCCAAUAGCAACAAAAUAAAGGAUUUGCCUUUGACAGGGAAUUUCCAAUGAAUCUUGCCUGUCUGGUUUGACUCUGCCACUCCCAGUUGUCUGCCCUGCCCCUGUGCUUAAGGUCACUGCCUCCAAGGUGAACUUACAAAACAGUGUUUGCUGCACCUCUGUCACCCUUGGUCAGAGCGCAGCAAAUAAAUUAAACUGCUGUUGAAGCUGGGUUUGUCCUAACGUGCUGCACUGGCUCAGGCCCUUCAACAGAAACCUGAUUCAGACAAUGUAGAAUAGUAAUACUGCAGGGAAACACACUAAAAAUUGAAAACGUAUGCAGCAGUGCCGUCAAAGCUUUUUGUUAGGAAAGAGUGGCAAAGCCUUGUGUCUAUGGAGGAUCUUCUUUCUCCUGGCAGUCCUUGCUUCACCAGUGCCUGUCUCUUUGGGACAGGUACAUGGGAAAACGAGUUGUUCUGAUGUGAGAGCUCACAAUGAGCCCUAUGGUACACCAAAUUUAGAUAAGCUACAGCCCUGAGAAGCUUGCAGUCUUAA